Molecule: messenger RNA, 5952 nt
Organism: Haliotis rubra (blacklip abalone)
Lineage: Eukaryota; Metazoa; Mollusca; Gastropoda; Lepetellida; Haliotidae
Product: titin homolog
Exons: 36
Coding region: 366-4760 (1464 amino acids)
Cellular component (GO): cytoplasm
Molecular function (GO): calcium-dependent phospholipid binding; calcium ion binding
Source: RefSeq, a predicted model, not a curated record
UCACGUUGAACGAGCAUUCUCUACACAGAUCACUGUGUGUACCGUUGCAUACUUCACGGUGUUACAAAGAAGACAUAUAGCACCGACUCGUGUCAGUCAUCCUGCUGGUAAGGACUCAACAGGCUAGGCUGUAUUAAACAGGUGUGAUAUGUACAAGUCGCCUGCCAUUCAUCAAACUCGCUACCAAUAACUCCCGGACCGGUGGCAGUGUAAUGGACUUGAUAAGUACUUUAUAUCACAAGUCGUCGGUUUAAUCUCAUUCAUCAUGAGUUAACCAUCGUUGGAAGAUUUAACUUCGGAUAUACGCUUAUCUUGUGCUCAAAAAGGGAUAUUUCAAGUGGUGGAAGUUGGCAGAAGUGAUCAUCAUGCCCUACACCAAGAAACCCGUGGCUAGUAGAAUCUUGUCCAAGUAUGAGCAGGAGAGGGCGUAUCGACUACACCGACAGAAGGUGUCGAGCGUCAGGCAUGGGAUUGACAACAGUCCUCCGAAACGGUACCCUCACCUCCUACUGCGUCUUAAACAAAUACAGAAAGAGGAGGAGAAGAUGGCCGAGGUGGACCAUGAGAACAAGCUGCUGCUGCAGAAGAUGACGCAGAUCAUGAGGACACAUGGGCGCAUCGACAACUGGAACAUGGAGCAUGAACCUCGCAGCCUGAACUACCCCUACAAACAUAAGCAGCUGGAGAAGAUUGCGGAAGAGAACAUCAACAUCGCACGUCGGCUGGAAACUGUGCAGCCAAUAUACAGCAAGGAAGAAUGGGAGGAAGAGUAUCAGCAGCGCCGCUACCUCAUGGAUCUGUGGGCCUACUCCACCAAAGACUACGACGACACACCACGUGGCAAGUAUAAGAGAUCGAAGGGUGAAGAUUCCGAUGGCAAGUAUGAUUCAGAUUUUGAGUCGGAUGAUGAUGCAAAGAGCAGCAAACUGCCGAGCAUUGAUGAAAGUGACAAGAAGAGUGAUACCAAGAAAGAGUCUCAGAAGAAAUCAAAAGAUGAGAGCCAUACCAAACUUCCUAAAAUCAAUGAGAAGAAAAAGGAGUCUUUAGGUUUAGAUCACACUUAUGAGAUGUAUUGGGGUAAUCGAUAUGACCCUGAUGGUAACAAAGAGAAUUCCAAGGGUAAAUCAGAUAAAGAUGACAAUGAGGCUGUACAGGAGGGAAAGAAGUUGGAGAAAGACAAUGCCAAAGGGAAAAAGGACAGGGAAGAUGAUAAGAACAAAGAUGAUAAAAAAGAUGACAAUAAAAAAAAGGAUGGGAAAAAAGAUGAUAAAAAUGAUGCUAAGAAAAAGGAUGGAACAAAAGAUGAUAAAAACGAUGCUAAGAAAAAGGAUGGAACAAAAGAAGAAAAGAAAGAUGACAAGAAAGGCACAGACAAGAAGGGAAAUGAGACGAAGGAGCAGGGAAACAAUAAUGCUCGCAAAGGCAGUAAGGACGAAGAACAUUCCAAGAGCAAGAACAAGGCUGACAUGACACCUGUGGAAGCUGAUUGCAAACAACUUUUCAAGGUUGCCAAGGAAAUGGCUGCUCCCGAUGACAUCCUCAUCAAGACUCUGGUGAAGAAGUCCCCCAGUUACAGACAGCAGGUCCAGAGGAAGUUCCAGGAGAUGUAUGACCUGGAUCUGAGCAAGGAGUUGAAACAAGGACUGGGUUCUGACUGGAAUCUGCUGAUUGAUGAGCUACUGGCUGAUCCCACUGAGGGUGACGCAGGGGCACUUCACACUGCUCUCGAGAAGAACAAUAUUCCAACAGUUGUGGAGAUUCUAUGUUCAAACCAGAGUAGCUUGGCACAGGUUAAAGAAGCUUACCGGAAAGAGUUUGCUGUUAGCCUGGAGAGCGAUGUUGCUAACAAGACCAAAGAGCCUGUGAACUUGCUGUUGAUGACCCUCCUCAAGGAGGGGAGAGAUGAGUCGACUGAUGUGGAUGACAAGAGGGUGGAGAAGGAUACCACUGUCUUGCAUGAGUUUGGUGAUGGUCGAUGGAGCAACAAGAGUGGGAAGUUCCUCAGUCUCCUCGAGGAGAAAAGUCUGGCACACAUCAAAGCAGUUCUCAAGAUGUAUAAAUCGGUGUCUGGAGGGAAGGAGGUAUUACACUCAGUGAAGGAAGAGUGUGACCAAGAGUAUGCAGAUGCAGUCGGAGCAUUUGUGUCUACAGUCAGGAGUUCAUCGGACACGUAUGCAGAAAAGCUUUACAAGAACAUCAAUGCUACCAACCCUGUGUUUGUGAAGACCCUUGUCGCUAGGGCAGAGAUUGACAUGCCGAGUGUGAGGAAAGCUUACAAGAAGAAGUAUGAUGCUGAACUGACAGAGGAUAUUGAAGACCGAUGUUCACAUCCCACAGUCAAGCUACUGAAGGAACUGGCAUCCAAAACACCGGCCAAGAAGUCUAAAGGCAAUAAAAAGUAUGCUGGUAUGGCUCUUGCUCCCCCUCCGAAAGGCAAGCCUCUGAAAAGACCUGAAAACAAAAGCAAGGAUGAUGACUCUUCCCAAAACCCACUCAACUCAAAACGGGGAGGAGAAGGAUCUAAGCAAAAGAAAGAUGACAAGGACGAUGAAAAGGCACCAAAGACGACUGGCACCAUCACUCCAGCCAAGAACUUUGAUGCCUUGAAGGAGGUGGAGAAACUCCACAAGGCCAUGGAUGGGUUUGGGACAGAUGAACAGGUCAUCAUUGAUGUCAUUUCCAACAAGAGUAAUGAACAGAGGCAGUUACUCAAGAAGAAGUACAAGGAGAAGUAUAAGAAGGAUCUGAUGAAAGAUCUGGAAUCGGAACUUCGGGGGGACUUUGAGGAGCUGGUCCUGGCCUUGAUGAUGGAGCCCACUGAGUAUGAUGCUCACUGUAUACACGAAGCAGUGAAGGGUCCGGGCACGUGUGAGGGGACACUGAUCGGCAUCCUCUGUACCAGAUCCGGAAAGGACAUCAAGGCAAUCAAGGAACAUUACAGACGAGCUUAUACAUCUGAUCUGGAAAAUGACAUCCGUUCAGAUACCAGUGGGGAGUUUGAAGAGCUCUUGGUGCAGCUCUUGAAAGGUGGCCGAGAUUCAGGGUGGGAGGUCAAUCAGAAGGAAGCAGAAGAUGAUGCCAAGGCUCUGAACAAGGACAAAUCGAUCAAAGUUUCAGAUGAAACCUUCAAACGUGUGAUGACGAAGAAAAACAGAUCACAAGCCAAGGCGACAUUUGCAGAGUACAAAAAGCUAUCUGAUCAAGAGAUAGUUGCUGCCAUCGCUGCAUCUGGCGAUGCCAAGGAUGGAUACGAGGGUCUUGCUAAAGCACUUGAGGACCCAAUCAAGUUUUAUGCUGCUCGCCUACACGAAGGUUUCAAGGGGCUUGGCACUAAUGAUACUCAACUUAUUAGGAUUCUUGUGUCAAGGUCGGAGAUUGACCUGGCUGACAUUAAAGCCAAGUAUGCUGAGCUGUAUGGAAAGACUCUCAAGGAGAAAGUUGAAGCGGAAUGUUCUGGUCACUACAAGCGGACAUUGCUGACCAUUCUCGGGGAGAAUAACGACUCAUCAAAAGAUGACAAAGCAAAGGCUAAAAACGAGAAGAAGAAAGCUGGUGAAAAGUCUGAGAAGAAAAGCGUUUACUUAAACAAUGGCCCCAGUACAAAGGAGAAUGCUAAAAAUACGAAGGGGAACAAAAUCAAAUCAAAGUCAGAGAAGUCCAUAGAUGAAAAAAAGAAGUCUGGCUCCAAGACACCGAUGCUGGCAGAAAGAAGAUCACCCGAUGGACAGAGCGAUGAAAUAAAUGAUAAGAAAACUAAAGAAAAAGAUGAAGCGAAGGAAGACAAUGCAUGGGAAACAAUGGAGCCGACAGGAACGAUCAAGGCGGCGACAGACUUCAAGCCGGAAGAACAGUGCAAGAUACUGUAUAACGCGAUGGAUGGAAUCGGUACGGACGAAGAGGCCAUCAUCACUGUCCUGACAUCUUGCAAUAAUUCUCAGAGACAACAACUGAAGAAAACGUACAAGAAAACAUACAAGAAGGAACUGAUGGCCCAUUUAAAAGGGGAGCUUACCGGGGACUUGGAGGAAACGGUGGUCUUGCUGCUUAUGGAACCAACAGAGUUUGCUGUCGAGGGAAUGCAUCGAGCCAUGGAUGGAGUUGGAACUGACGAGAGGCUUUUGCUGUAUGCCUCCCUUGUCCACAGCACUACAGCACAGGAUCUGAAGAGUCUGUGCAAGAAGUAUAAAGAAGCGCACAAGAAGGACCUGAGUAAAGCGGUUUCGUCCGAGACCAGUGGCCUGAUUCAAAAAGUUCUUCUCAACAUUUUGGCGGGAAAACGUUCGCAGACGACACAAGUCAAGGAAAAAGAUGUUGAAGAAUCAGCCAAGAAACUUUAUGGAGAUGGUGAAAACGCAUUCAAAUAUGACGUGGAAUACUGCGCUGACCUGCUCACCACCCUCAGCCCGAGUCAAGCCAAGGCUGUGUUCUCCCGGUACAAGGAGCUUUCUGGAGAGGAUGUGACGAAAUCUAUAGAGAAACACAUGGCGGGUUAUCCUGAAAUGGCUUGCCUAUCGGUUGCGCGCUACCUUCAAAGCCCAUAUCUGUACACAGCGCACGUGCUGCACGAGGCAACCAGCGGCACCGGCACCAACGACAAUCUAUUGAUGGCCGUCAUCGUCGGCAGGUCAGAGAUCGACCUGGUAAACAUCAUGAUGGCCUACAAAGCUAUCUUUAAGAAGUCCCUGGAAGAUGUCGUGCAGAGCGAGUGCAGUGGAGAUUACCGGAAGCUGCUGUCCGCCAUUUUGAAAUAUCAAUCUUGACUUGCGAAAUAUCCCGGAUGUAGCAUUCCCCAUCUGCAAAGACGCUAAAUGAAAGACGACAACUCUGUAAGAUAUGCUGGAUCACAUGUGCCCUAUAUAAGCACAUUACUGAAAGCGUCAAUUUUAUAUUUACUUAGUAUCAAAGAACGUAUCGUAUGGCGUUCAGAUUCAUUAGGGGAAAUGUAGCGCAUGUUUCUGUGAAAAACAACCACGAAGUCAUCUGUCUAAUGGGUUUUCCAUUAAAAGCUAAUACUGAAGCACAUACAACAGCAUCAUGUUCCGAGAAACAUCGAUUUUGUGUAAAAAUAUCUCGAAGAAAAGCAUUACUUCUAAGCAAAAUAGCGAAAUAUAUUGAUAUUACUGAUUUGAAUCCUUUUACUGAAAUAUGUUUAUAAUCACAGGCCAGUGUUUACUCAUUUGUUUGUUUAUUCCAUCGUUGAAGUAUAUUUGUUUCAUAUUUCUCGGUAUGUAUGUACAUAGAAACAGAUUAAAUGAAGUCAGUCGGUAUAACCAUAUGACCUUUUCUGCCAGAUUGAAAUUGAAUUUUUAUAAUAUUUCAUUCAGGUACAUGGAUGAAAUAUAUCAGGUUAUAUUGUAGCGGAUUAACAGCUCAUGUGGAUUCGGGGUCGCCCACCCAAACAUUUAUAUUCUUGAUCCGUUGAUACUGUUUGAUACCGUCUGUUCGUCUGAAGGUUGGAGCACACAUUUCCUCACCCUCGGUUUACCCGCAUCCGUUACACAAUGUAUAUCGAUUAAAGGAUUUAAUGCCUAACUGACGUCAAAUGUAUAAAGAGACCCUUAGUAAUUGAAAUAUGUACUACCGACAAAAGGGGGACUGAUGAAAUGAUAAUGAAGGUGUAAUAACAAAAGAGGUCUGUAAAAUAUAUUUCGGGCGCGUUGAUCAAUGUCUGGUGCGUCCAUCAUGAUGGGCAAGACAUGUAGGACACAUUGAUGGUAUGGUGUUGAUUAACUUGCAUUGGCGCCAUUGGCGUAACAUGAUGAGCUUCACAAGCUGGGCAACGUCGGUCGCUCUCUGGCGUACCCUCUCGGGUGACCUGCCAGAGGACACUCCGGAGAUAACAAUUGAAAACCUGGGCCGAUGUGGCCUGGAAUUGCCGUCGUCUUACAGUACAGAAUUUCUGCUGAUAAUGCUAGCGAAUAGGACAACGACACGGCGCACAGUUUCGUCAAC